UAGUUCUCCAUGGGGGACGACAUCCCUGUCGAAGAAGAGUACGCACGGCUAGCUAGCUUAGCUAACGUUCUUUAGCUAAUAAACUUCGCAUGAAUCAAGUACCAGCUCAUCGUUACUCUCGUUCGGUUUCAUACACAAGGAUAUUGACACCAGUCUACUACAAUGGAAGUCCUAAUGCAUCACCUUCAGCAGAGAAUCUUACCCCACCUGCCAAGAGCCUUCACCACUCCUUGUAAGAGCCAUUCAAGCUGUGCUGCUGGACAUUCCCCAAAGCCAACCCCCAUUGGCUCCAUCUCCCGACCUAGCACACACCUUCCCCUAGUGUCCCGCCUCUUCCAGCCCUCCAACCUGCGUGAUGUGGGGCAGGAGAGUCGUGCUCAGGGGGAGAUGACCUGCAAGAGCCAGAGACUGAUGCAGCAGGCAGGUCUCAUCCACCCUUCCAACCCUGGCUGCUACUACUACCUCCCAGCCACAGUGCGCUCCAUGGAGAAGCUGGUGAGGCUGAUCGACCAGGAGAUGCAGAGGAUUGGUGGGCAGAAGCUGGACAUGCCCAGCCUGUGCUCUGCUGAGCUGUGGAGACGCAGCGAGCGCUGGGACCUGAUGGGAAAAGAGCUGUUCCGCCUGAGGGACCGCCACGGAGCUGAGUACUGCCUGGGCCCCACCCAUGAGGAGGCAGUGACAGAGCUGCUGGCCUCCCAGGGAACCCUGUCUUACAGACAGCUGCCUCUAAUGCUUUACCAGAUGACCCGCAAGUUCCGUGACGAGCCAAAGCCUCGGUUCGGGCUGCUACGGGGGCGGGAGUUCUACAUGAAGGACAUGUACACAUUUGAUGUGAAUGAAGCGGCUGCCUACCACACGUAUGAGUCUGUAUGUCAGGCUUACAACCGUCUCUUCUCCCGGCUGGGCCUACGCAUUGUUCAGGUCCAGGCAGACACAGGGAAAAUCGGAGGUAAACUCUCCCACGAGUUCCAGCUCCCAGCAGACAUCGGAGAGGACAGACUACUUGUCUGUGGGAGCUGCUCCUUCUCUGCUAAUGUGGAGACCAUGGAACCAGGCCGGACUGACUGCCCACAGUGCCAGGCAGGCACACUGGUGGAGUCCAAGGGCAUAGAGGGCGAUGAUAGCGACGAUGGCAUGGACGACUUUAUGGAGAAAUUCAAGAAAGAGAAAUAUAGCAACGCCUUUUCCGAGAAGAACUGGGAAGAGGAGUUCGAUAAGGUGCCUAUGUUCAUGAAGACGGCGCCUGAUGAGAUUGACCCCAUGAAACACCCGGAGCUGGCUGCUAUUCAGUCCAUCAUCCACGACGAUGACAGACCACUAGAGGAGCAAGCAGAGAGCCUGAAAGAUGAGGGGAACGACUACUUCAAAGAGAAGAACUACAAGAAAGCUAUAGUGUCCUACACAGCUGGACUGAAGAAGAACUGCAGUGACUCUAAUGUCAAUGCCAUCCUGCUCACUAACCGAGCGGCAGCACACUUCCACCUGGGUAACAUGCGCUCUGCACUGAAUGAUUCUGUCGCUGCAAAGAAGUUUAAACCAGACCACCUCAAAGCAUUAAUUAGAGGUGCCUCGUGUUGUAUGGAGCUGAAAAAAUAUACAGAUGCCCUGCUGUGGUGUGAGGAGGGGCUCAAGCUGCAGCCCACAGACAAGAAGCUACUGGAGCUGAGAGCUACAGCAGAUAAACACAAGAGAGCAGCAGAAAGAGAUGCCAGGAAGGCAAAGGUUAAAGAAAAGAAGGAGCUCAGUGAGAGAGAGGCUCUGCUGGCUGCUAUAAAGGGGCGUGGCAUCAAGUUACUGAAGCCUAAGCAGCGUCCUAAGCGCAGCUCUGACAGUGACGAUGAUAAUAGAGGCCCCUCUAGAGCCAUGACAGGCUUGGACCUGGACGGUCUGUGUUCUGUGGAGGCCACAGGGGCCAAGGUGUUCCUGGAUGAACAGGGUGUCAUGCAUUGGCCAGUCCUCUUCCUCUACCCCGAACACCAACAAACAGACUUCAUCUCAGCCUUCAGCGAAUCCUCCAGCUUUCUUGAUCACCUGACUCUCAUGUUUGGAGAGGAACUCCCACCUUGGGACACUAACCGGAAGUACUCUCCCCAAAACCUCCAGCUGUUCUUUGAAGACCACGAAAAAGAGUCCUUAUAUCAAGUCAAUCCAGAGACGCCUCUCAUUAAAAUCCUUCAGCAUAAAAGGUGUUUUGUAAAAGCAGGAACUCCCAGCUUUGUCAUUCUGGUAAAUGGGUCGCCGUUUUGCGAGAAGUUCUUAUCAGAAAGGAAAACCAUUCGACUGUAAUGACACUCCUCAUUAAUCAGCCUAGACCUGUCAAUCUCAGACUACUGGUAUGAACUCUUUCCCACCAAUCGGAAAGGACUGCACUCCUCUCCACUCCCUGCCCAAAGUACAUGUAAAAGUGUAGAUUUUGCUAUUUAAGAGCAGAGAUUGUUAUGUUUGGGAGCCUUUACAUUGUUCCAGAUAUCUCCAACAUACUAUGUGAUUGGCAAGAUUGCAGUGUUCAUUACUGUAUGUAUAGAUCAAAUUCUAUAUCAGUGUCAAUCCGGGAACCCGUCAUAAAAUCUGUUAUAAUUAAGUCACCAUGUCACUUACUAAAAGGCCUUAAAACAAAGUA
Molecule: messenger RNA, 2620 nt
Organism: Oncorhynchus mykiss (rainbow trout)
Lineage: Eukaryota; Metazoa; Chordata; Actinopteri; Salmoniformes; Salmonidae
Gene: ttc4
Product: tetratricopeptide repeat domain 4
Biological process (GO): protein folding
Cellular component (GO): nucleus; cytosol
Molecular function (GO): Hsp70 protein binding; Hsp90 protein binding
Source: RefSeq, a predicted model, not a curated record